GGCAGAUUCACAUGUUGUUGGGCCCCAGUAAGAAGGAAAGCACUUCCUUUGUGGGUGAUGCAGGAGAAGAACGUCUUCACCCAAAUAACAUGAAGGAAAAUCCCAUACUGUGUUCCUGCUAAACAAUGGCACGUCGCAAGCAGAAAUGGUCUGUGGAUCCCCGGAACAGUGCUUGGAGUAAGGAUGAAUCAAAAUUUGGGCAGAAGAUGCUGGAAAAGAUGGGAUGGUCAAAAGGCAAGGGGCUUGGGGCUCAAGAACAAGGGAACACUGAGCACAUCAAAGUCCACGUGAAGACCAACACCCUGGGCUUAGGAGCCGCUGUCAACCAGGAGGACAACUGGAUUGCCCAUCAGGAUGACUUUAACCAGCUUCUGGCAGAACUGAAUGAUUGCCAUGGACAAGACACCCCAGAGGCUCCAUCCGGGGAGGGGGAAAGAAAGUUUAGCCUUGAGGAGAAAUCGAAGACUUCUCGGAAACGGGUUCACUAUGUGAAAUUUGCCAAAGGAAAAGACCUCUCUUCCCGCAGCGAAGAUGACCUGUCCUGCAUUUUUGGGAAACGCCAGAAGACCCAGAAAACUCAGGUCAGUGCUGCCAAUACAGACACUCGAGAGGAGGGGCUGGAAGAGGAGGAUGACCCACCCAAGCAGAUGGAUGCUAGCAAUACGGUGACCAGCACUCUUACUGUGCAGGAGUACUUUGCGAGGCGCAUGGCAAAACUGAAGAAAGCCCAGAAUGGGAUGGACGUGAAGCCAGCUGGUUCUCCUCCGUCCUUGGCGGAGGAGUUGGAGUGUUUAGCAACUCGGCCGAAGAAGAAGAAAUCUCAGAAGCAUGUUGGAACUGAGAACGUCUGUGGAGGGCCAAAGAUGAAAUGCCCUGGGACACUUGGCUCACGUGAAGAAGAAGUGGAUGAACUGGACACGCAGAAACGGAAGAAGAAGAAGAAGAAGAAAUUGAAGUACGUGGAAAUUGGUGGUAGUCUUAAUUGUAAUGGAUCCCAACGUGGUGCUCAAGGGAGAGGAACAUCCAAUGGGGAAGUCGAUGACCUAGAAGAGCCUAGUCCAAAGAUAAAGAGCAAGAAAAAGAACAAAAAUAAAGAUACAGCUGAGGGCGAUGAAGAAAGCACAAGGAGAAAGAAGAAGAAGAAACACUCCAGCUAACCCUGCUUCCUAGACUUUAGAUAUGAGCUGUAUUGUUGAUUUCUUGGGUUGUGCAAAUGAAUUAUUCAUGUAUCCAAAUGCACCCUAAUUUGUAACAUUUUUUAAUGCAA
Hemicordylus capensis (graceful crag lizard) is the source of this 1267-nucleotide messenger RNA. RefSeq names its product PIN2 (TERF1) interacting telomerase inhibitor 1 (gene PINX1). Gene Ontology annotation, molecular function: telomerase inhibitor activity; nucleic acid binding. Gene Ontology annotation, cellular component: nucleolus. The transcript has 7 exons. The record is from RefSeq and is a predicted model, not a curated record. Gene Ontology annotation, biological process: regulation of ribosome biogenesis. Lineage: Eukaryota; Metazoa; Chordata; Lepidosauria; Squamata; Cordylidae. Bases 126 to 1157 code for a protein of 343 amino acids.